AUGCCGCCAAUUCAAAACACAUGCACGCCGGGCCUGGGCAUCCGGCUGGACAAGAAACAUGACAGCUAUCGACCGGGUGACACCAUCGUCGGCUGGGUCUAUCGCGAAUCCCCCGUGGUCUGCCCCGACGCAGCCGUCAAGGUCUCCCUCCACGGAGCCACCCGCACGCGCAUGAGAUCGGGCGUGCGCUGGGCCGAUACAUAUCAGGGUCAUUUCACAAUAAUUGAAGCAGACAAGAACAAGCAGGAGCUUUUCCGCGGACCGCUUCAUAUUGACGCGGCUUCCAGCUGGCAGGAGUGGCGCUUCGCAUUCACGCUGCCCACCCAUAUUGAUUUGAGCUGGUUCGCAAAUAGCAAGCACGCUCGCGAGUUUUUCAUGCCUGUCUCCGGGAGUAGUGUCGGCGUCGAGCCAUUGCCCGCGAGUUUCCAGAAGCUCGAAGAUGGGGAAUACAACGAAGGGAUUGUCGAGUACUAUCUUCGAGCCAGCUUGGAACUCCGUAGCAAGGACCACCCUGAUGCUCAAGACGCGUUAUUACCCAUCAGGAUUCUGCCGUCUCUACCGGAGAAGGUACCUUCUUUCGAAGACAGCUUGCAACUCAAUAGAGAGCCGGUACCGUUCCACGUCCCGAAUUUCACCUUGGGAACAAAACCGCAUCUCUCAAAGUCUCAGAAGGUGAAGAACCUACUGAAGUCAUCGUCUGCAUCGCAGUCCACGCACGAAAUCCAUACAUGGGUCCCGACCGUUCUCCAAGUCAACGACCCCAGGCCCUUAGGAUUCUUGCUGCACGUAACACCGACGGGGGAGAAUGCGUCUGAACUGAUCGAGAAACUGGCGCCCACAGUUCGACUGAAGCGCGUCGAGGUGCAAAUCGAGUCACUGACUGGUAUCAAAGCUGAAACAACAUAUGGCAGUAUCGACGAUGGCUGGAAGAGCACUAAAGAUCUGACCAAGCACAUUCCGCCAUCCUUCUUCUCUGACAUUGUGAUUCCUUCAACGGAAGAUCUUCCCCCUAUUGACCUGGGGCAGAUGAUGGACAUCCACCUCCCCUCGCCCGAUAUGCCCGACGCACUGUCUCCCAGCUUUUCCAUUUGUAAUAUCAAGGUUGAGCAUACUAUAUACUGGCAAGUCGACUACGAAAUCGCAGGGAGGCCCUGCAAGGCGCGUGGGUCACAACGUCUACUCGUUCUACCAUCGGCAGAUGCAUGCCAUCCACCAGCCGGGAGUCAGGAAGGCUCGGGCGAACAACUGCCAUCAUACCAUUGGAAGUCCGCGGCGGCAACACAAGUGUAUUCAAAAAAAUAA
Clonostachys rhizophaga is the source of this 1302-nucleotide messenger RNA. The record is from the annotation of a GenBank genome assembly. NCBI's taxonomy places the organism in Eukaryota, Fungi, Ascomycota, Sordariomycetes, Hypocreales, Bionectriaceae.